Acanthosepion pharaonis is the source of this 525-nucleotide messenger RNA. NCBI's taxonomy places the organism in Eukaryota, Metazoa, Mollusca, Cephalopoda, Sepiida, Sepiidae. The record is from the annotation of a GenBank genome assembly.
AUGCCUGUACUUCUUAAAAGUAGUCAAGAGGCUUUCAGUUGGAAGAUGUAUAUCUCGUACAGGACGAUCGGUUUACACUUCUUCUCCUCCUCCUCCUCCUCCUCCUCUUCUUCUUCUUCUUCUUCUUCUUCUUCUUCUUCUUCUUCUUCUUCUUCUUCUUGUCAUAUCCCUUCUGGACAAAAGAAUAAAAAAAAAAAACUUUCUUUAUACUUAUCUUUUAUCUUUGCCCUUUUUUUUUAUCUUUUAAAUGUUUCUUUUUUGUUUUUAUUUGUUUUCUUUUGUGAAACUGUUUUUGUUUGUUUCAUUCUUUCUUCUUCACUUUUUUCUACUUGCUCCUUCUUCAUUUCUUUCCCGCGUUUUUCUUCUAAAUCUUCACCUCUUCUUUUUUUUCUUUCUCAAACUCUGAUUCCACUUCUUUCUUUCUUACUUUCUUUCUUUCUACUUGUUUUUUUUUUGUCUUUCUCCUUUCUUUCUUCCUUAUUUUUUCAUCUUUUAAAUGUUCCUUUUUUGUCUUUAUUUAUUUGA